Rhizopus microsporus ATCC 52813 is the source of this 531-nucleotide messenger RNA. RefSeq lists its product as uncharacterized. The transcript is spliced from 2 exons. Lineage: Eukaryota; Fungi; Mucoromycota; Mucoromycetes; Mucorales; Rhizopodaceae. The record is from RefSeq and is a predicted model, not a curated record. The coding region runs from base 1 to 531 and encodes 176 amino acids.
AUGGCAAAGAACACAAAAAAAGGCAAGAACGGAGCAAAGGAGAGCACGAAACCAGAAAAGAAAAACAAGGUCCUUGAUACCUCUGAAAUUGACGAUAUCUUUAAUACAAAAAAGAUUACUUCCACAACUUCUUCUACCACAACAGAGCAAGCUGCAAAGAAAAGAAAAGCAGAUAAUGAUAUUUUGUCUAGACCUAAAAAAAUAACCAAAGAAGCAAAGACAGAAGAAGAAGAACAGGAUAAUAAGAAAGUAGAGGAAGUUGUAUUUGCAGAAUUGGCAGCUGUAAAAAGUGAGAAAAAGACGCAAAAGAAGCCAGUGGUUCCGCCGUCGGAUGAUGAUUUUGGGGAUUCAAGAGGCUUGAAGAAACCAAGUAAUAAAGGCUUUGACGUAUACUUUACAAAUCUAUUAAUUAUUUUUGUAUUAGCACGUACAACUGAGGAAGGAUACCCUCUCUAUGACAUUAAAGACUUGAAUAUUGGCUUAGGCAAAGAUACACCCGAAUGCCCAUUUGAUUGUCAAUGCUGCUUUUAA